Molecule: messenger RNA, 2658 nt
Organism: Microdochium trichocladiopsis
Lineage: Eukaryota; Fungi; Ascomycota; Sordariomycetes; Xylariales; Microdochiaceae
Exons: 2
Coding region: 1-2658 (885 amino acids)
Cellular component (GO): nucleus
Molecular function (GO): transcription corepressor activity
Source: RefSeq, a predicted model, not a curated record
AUGGCGGACCAGCCCAAGCAAGGCAUCACCGACGCCCACUUCUCGGCACGCAGCCUCCUGGGCCGAGGCCGCAACAAGACGAAGCAAACCUGGCAAGCAGUAUGGGAGCCCCAGGCCCAGGCCGUGCUCGCGAGCAUCGUCGCAGUCCCGCGCGCCGACGACGCAAACGACACGGCAAGCGCCGUCUCAAAGAAGGUCGGAAACCAACAGCCAGAGCAGCAGGCACACACAGAGGACAACAAUGGUAGCACCACCACCACCGUCACCACCAGCACUGCUCCCCGCGCUCCAAGCAGCAGCAGCAACAACAUUAGCAGCAACAAGACAAACAAAACCGCCCUGCUCGCCCUCCCCGAGAUCGUCAUCGCCUGCAUCAGCGACCACCUCGCCAGCAACCGGGACCGCAAGCAGCUGCGCCUCGCCUGCAGGGACCUGUCGUGCGCGGUCCGGCUGCGCAUCCCCCGGGCCUACCUGUCUACCAACCCGCGCAACGUAGAGGUGCUGCUGGGCCUCGCGAACAACCCGUUCUACGCGUCCCGGGUGACCGAGCUGGUGUGGGACGACGCGCGGCUCGUGGGCAACGCGCGCGACGCCGAGGAGGUGCUUCUGGGCCGGACGGCCACGGGAAAGCGGUUUGGGGGAUACUUGCGGACUCGCGAGGAGGCGAAGCAGGAGGAGCAGCAGCAUGAGCAGGAGGAGGAGGAAGAGGAGCGCUGCCGCCGCCGCCGUGCUGGCAGCAAUGCUGAUGAGCAGCACCAGGGGUCCGCGUCGACAUCCUCAUCAUCAUCAUCAUCAGCAGCGGCACCACAAGAAUCAUCACGACCGACGUGGCCGUCGUGUGCGCCGGCGUGGUUCCGUGUAGCACGGGUGGGGAAUAAACUGCAGCGCCUGCUGCUCGAGAAGAAGGCCGAGAUCAAUGCCCUCGGCGGCGCGGAGGCGUACUGGGCCCAUCGUCGCUCCGAACAGCAGGAACAACAGCAGCAGCAACAGCAGCAGCAGGGGCGACAACAGCGGCGGCGUCGGCAGCACGAGGACGAAGACAUGCCAGACUGGGCGGAGCAACAACAUCAACAAGUAGAACAAGACCCUACGCUCCGGCCAUUUACCCACGACAAGCACAACACGCAGCGCGACUGGGAGUACUACACUAUGCUCCUCGAUGCGCAGUACGAGAUUGAGCAGACCGGCGCACACUUUGCCGCGUUCGCCGUGGCCCUCGAAAAGUUCACCAACCUGAAGACCGUCACCAUCUCGUACACGGCCCACGGCCGGGCCGGUGCCGGGACCGCGGGACGCUAUGAGACGCCCAUGAUCAGGGCCUUUCCCGAGGGCUUCAACUACCUUGUCCCACUGGGGUGGGAGGUGGACCGCGCGGCCGAGGAGCAUGAACAGCUGGCCCGUGACGCUGAGGAGAAAGGCGAGCUGCCGGAGCCCCGAGCAUCGCCACCACACAGCGGGGUACCUCGGCCGGCGGGGACGGACGCGCUGACGGCCGUGUUGCGCAUCCUAGCGUCGCCGUUCCGGACGACCAGUGGCAACAGACCAACAGAGCUGCGCGUCGAUGACGGUGGCUUGGGCUUGGGCGUCCACUUUGACAGCCUUCGGCCCCGGAUCGAUCUCAAUGGCCACGUUGUCAGGGACGAGGACUACUACGACCAGACUGGCAGCAGCACCCACUACAGAGCACACUACCGGAGCAGACUGGACAUGCUCGCACAUGUCGUGGCCCAGCCCGGGUUCGACAAACUGUGCCUGCACCUGCGCUGGUUCACGGCCGACCACCAGGGCACCUACAUUGAGAGCGGCUUCCUCGGGGAGGUGCUGGCCAGGGCCAACGGCGGCCGGGGCCUCCGGAGCUUGGAGCUCUCGUUGACCCCGGACCACAGCGAGCUGCCUCUGCGCGCCGGCCCCGCGCAUACCAUCGGUCCCUCGCGUGGCCCGCCGAUGAUCUCGCUGCCAAAGUUGCUCACCACGGACAACGCGGCCAGCCUGGAGCACCUGGCCCUGUCACACAUGACGGUCGACGAGCACGAGCUGCUGGCCACGCUGAGCCUGCUCCCGCGGACCACCAAGACGAUCAAGCUGUUCAAUGUCGCCCUGCGCAGGCCUCUCCCAGGACACCUCCCGCACCAUUCGAGCAUCCCCUGGGACUACACGGACACUGACGGCAGGGGCUGGCGGGAGACGCUACAGCGAAUUCGCGACCAGCUGGCAGCGGCAUGGGCGACGUUCCCCACGAGGCCGGUGCUGAGCAUCGGGACUCGCGCCGAGGGCUUCGUCGAGCUGAUGAUGGGGGCCCGGCGGGUGUGGGUGACCGACGAGGUGACGGCGUACCUGUACCACGACCACGACCACAACCACGACCAAGAGCACGACCAUGACCACAAUCAUGACCAGAUCGGGGCGAUAGCGACGAACCCGCUAGGGCAACCAUGGUCGAUGGUGCAGAGAAACAGGCUGGAGAUGGGAUUGUGGCGGCAGCGGCAGCACGUGGACGAACUGCCCAUCAUUGCGCCGGGGGACGGGUAUACGGACGAUGCGCUAGGGGUAGAGGGCUGUAGGGAGCGGCACGAGGAGCUGCCGAUUGAGGUCUUGCUGGAUGCACAGGGGAGCGUCAACGGGGCUCGCAUCCACGGGGUAGGGGUUACGACAUGGUGA